Gossypium raimondii (Peruvian cotton) is the source of this 771-nucleotide messenger RNA. RefSeq lists its product as uncharacterized. The coding region runs from base 1 to 771 and encodes 256 amino acids. NCBI's taxonomy places the organism in Eukaryota, Viridiplantae, Streptophyta, Magnoliopsida, Malvales, Malvaceae. The record is from RefSeq and is a predicted model, not a curated record. The transcript has 3 exons.
AUGGGAUCCGGUGGGAGCAAGGGUUCUUGCAGGGGAGGAGCUUCCUCGUCGAGUGGUGGGAGGAAGGGAAGAUCUAUUGGAAAGAAUAGAGUUUUCCAAUCCUCUCGCCUGGGAGCGCCUUCUGGAUCUGCUGACUCCCACUUUGACCGUCAGGUGGUUGUUGUUGAUCACCAUAAUAAAGACUACGGCUCUAAUUUCACCAACCAGAACAGGAGAGAACGGGAAUCUGAGUCGGAUCAAGUGAAAAGAGAAUGUUCCAGAAAGGUUAAAGCUGAAUCGGCAUCUGAUUAUGAAAUGCCACUGCCAUGCAUAUCUUCCAAUGGUGUAGAUAUAGAUGCCUCGAGAAGUGGUAGCAGCUCUGGCAGAGCCACCACAGCACUUCGCAGAGCUAAUAGUUUGGGUUCGUCUAGGGCAUAUCCUGUUUCUCCUCCAAGCCUUACAAUAUUGAACCGUGAUGACAACUUCGAGACACUUGAACAUCGACAACUUUCCCCAAAUUCUUCUUCUAUAAACUUAUAUUCUCCCUUAACCUUCAAUGAUUCAGACACAGAUAGAGAUGAAAUUGGUGGGUCAAGUUCAAAUGGUCGUAACCAAGACGAUUCUCUGAUCAAACAUGGUGAAUACUGGGCUCAACAUGAUGAACUACAUGGUGCUUGUUUUAAUGCCUCAGAAGUGACCACUGGAAAAACUAAUGAUAAUACAAAUGAUGGCAUAGUUGAGAUUUCCGAUGAUGGAAGGUUGGAUAAGAUGGAAUUUUUAUCUAACAUCUAG